AUGGAAAGAAAUAAAGACUAUGUUAAUGCCUAUGACGCAUUGUACAAGCUAUCCUCAUCUAAUGAAGACCAAAUAGAUAAAAUUUAUCAAGAUAUCAAAAUUAAUUUGAUCGAAACCAAUGUUUUUCCGCCAUCUCAGAUGUUAGCGAAUAUCAUUGAUAUAUCUAAAUUUAAUAACCGCUACUUCAAAUCAUAUUGGUUAAUAUUCAAAAAGAUAUUUGAAGAAUAUCAUCUCACAGAAAUUAAGAGUAACUCAACCAUUUUUAAUUACUUCGUAUAUAAAGAAUAUGGAAUAGUAUUAGAUGAUGAAAAUAAAAGCGAUUCCGAAUUUGGUCGAUAUGAAGAUGAAAAUUAUUCAUUGGAAGUUCAUGAAGAAAACACGGUUUACAGAGCAAUAAUGAAUGAUGACAAACAAUCAUUAAUAAUAUACGCAGAAAGACCUGGGUUUGAUAAAGAUCAAAGUCUGAAAAGUGAAUUUUAUCCAUUUAAUGCUCCAAAUUCAUUACUUGAAUUAUGUUGUUAUCAUGGUGCUGUUAAUUGUUUUAAAUUAUUGAGAUCAAAAUUCAACUCAGAGAUAACCAAGAAAUGCCUUUGGAAUUCAUUCUUGGGUGGAAACCAAGAGAUAAUGAGCGAAUGUUUGAAAAUUCAAUCACCAGAUUAUGAAUGCAUGAGAUAUGCAAUUAUUUCGCAUAAUGUUGACUUUAUUACUUUCCUAAUGAAUGAAUACGAAAUUGCAAUUGAUUUAUAUCAUUGUGGAUAUUAUAACAACCUUCAAGCCUUUUUAAUUUAUUUAGAUCAAACUCUUGAUAUGCACAAAUGUCUUGUUUAUUCUCCUCUAUUUAAUAUUCCUUCUCUUGUUGAAUAUUUGAUUGCACAUGAUGCUGAAAUUAAUACAAAAGAUAAAUACGGAUUUGCUGCUCUUCAUUAUGCCACCAUUAAAAAUAGUAAAGAAAUAAUAAAUAUUUUAAUAGAUCAUCAUGCAAAUAUUAAUGCAAAAGAUAUAAAUGGAGGAACUGCUCUUCACAUCGCAACAAGAAAUAAUAAUAAAGAUAUUGCAGAACUUCUUAUUUCUAAUGGAAUUGAUAUCAAUGCAAAAACUAAUAAUGGAAAAACUGCUCUUAAAAUUGCAAUUGAAAAUAAUUACAAAGAAAUCGAAGAUCUGCUUAUUUCUCAUAGUACCAAAGUGACAAAAAGAAGUUGA
Trichomonas vaginalis G3 is the source of this 1200-nucleotide messenger RNA. RefSeq names its product protein kinase protein. The record is from RefSeq and is a predicted model, not a curated record. The transcript has a single exon. Gene Ontology annotation, molecular function: protein binding. The coding region runs from base 1 to 1200 and encodes 399 amino acids. Lineage: Eukaryota; Parabasalia; Trichomonadida; Trichomonadidae.